Molecule: messenger RNA, 1395 nt
Organism: Entrophospora sp. SA101
Lineage: Eukaryota; Fungi; Glomeromycota; Glomeromycetes; Entrophosporales; Entrophosporaceae
Source: the annotation of a GenBank genome assembly
AUGUUAACCGAAGCUGAUAUUCGUUUAGAAAUCAAUAAAGCCCUCGAAAAUAAGGCCAAAAAACGAGGUGAAGAUUUAAAUUCUGCCUUAGAGCAAGCCAAAAAAUACGCCCAAGUUCGCCAGGCUCCCAUAAUUUAUGCUACUGAUGGGGACGCUUUUGAAUACUUUUUGAAGGCUUAUUUAUCGAAGCAACAAAAAGAUUUGGGGGAAUAUUUUACUCCGCGACAUAUUGUUAAAUUUUUGGUGAAAUUAACUAAUCCAAAAUUUGGAGAAAAAGUUUAUGACCCGUUUUGUGGGACAGGAGGAAUAUUAAUCGAAGCUUUUCGACAUAUUUACCAGAAAAUGCCACGGGAAAGCAAAAAAUUACAAAUUUUAAAAAGUAACACCAUUUACGGCGGGGAAAUUACCCAAACCACCCGCAUUACCAAAAUGAAUAUGAUUUUGAGUGGGGAUGGGCACAACAAUAUUAAAAGGCAAGACAGUUUAAAAAAUCCAGUUCAGGGUAAAUACGAUGUGGUAAUUACCAAUAUGCCUUUUUCGCUAGGAAAUUAUGCUGAAUACUCCGCUUUUUACGCCUUGGGUAGUGCUAAUGGCAAUAGUUUGUGUAUCGAGCAUUGUCUGACGGCCUUGAAUAAGGAUUAUGCCGAUGGGCAAAUAGCCAUAAUUGUGCCAGAGGGGAUAUUAUUUGACCGCAAGUUUACUAAAUUACGAGAAUACAUUUAUCAAAAUAGUUAUGUUGAAAACAUUAUUUCUUUGCCGGCCGGAACUUUUGCCCCUUAUUCUAAUAAAAAAGAGGGAACUAACGACUUAGAUACUUUUUUAAGUUUUCGGGACAGUAGCGAAGAGGAAAAAUUAAGCCAAGCGGGAUUUAGCAAAUUAAAUUUGGAGUUAGUAAGCCAGAAUAAUUAUAUUAGCAUUCCCAAUGUUUAUAAAAAAUUUACUUUUGAUUCUAAAUAUGAAAUUAUGGCUUUGGGUGAACUAGUGGCCGAAGUUAAUCUCCGCAAUGAGGGUUUUGUGCUGGCUGAAAAAAGGUUUACGGAAAAGGUGGCUUCCGACAAUACUUCUAAUUAUAAAAUUGUUCCGCCUAAUUAUUUUGCUUUCAGCCCGCCCCGUAUUAAUGUGGGUUCAAUUAAUUACAAUAAUACAAAGAAAACAGGCUGCUCUGAAAGAUUUAAGGAGCAAGUAAAAAAUUACGCUUUUGGCAGUGUUCGUCAAACUUUAAGUUUUGAAAAUUUUACUAAAAUUACGGUGCCAAUUCCGACCCUAGCCGAGCAGGAAAAAACAAAGACUAAAAAAUUGGGAGAAAUUUGUUCGAUUAGAGCGGGCAAAACUCCGGACACAAAAAUUAGAGAAUAUUGGUGCUUCCACUCAGAAAAUUGCGAAUGUGUUAAUUGA